AUGGAUCCGUUCAUUCUAGCUCCAAUUCAUUCGGUGGAUGGGAGCGCCAACGAGCGAGCGCUCAUUAUUGAUUGCAACUGCGCAGGCGGUUGCUCUCUUGAUGGGAGCUUCGCUAUCUCCAGUUGGAUUGCAGAGAUAAGUCACUUUGAUCCAACCGUUUGCAAACAUUUCAUGCAGGUCUUCAGGAGCCACUAUCGGGCCAAGGCUAGCAAUUGUACCAGGCCAAAGCGCGUUCCAGAACCUCAACGAUUACGGAUUCCAGUAAUACGCGUUGCCAUAUCCCAAAUGGACUGCUUAACGUUUGUUGUUUUGAAGUUCCAACAAGUCCGACCACUGCGAGGUCAUACAAAAGGUAGUGACUGCAGGGGGUUGAAGGAAGGAGGAGGGAAUAGAAGAGAACCCAUCACUGUUCCUCCCAGAGCUGAGAGCUACAAAAUGGAUUGGCUGUUCCCAUGCAACUUUGCACUGCAACUUUCUACUUUUAUUCUUGUGGUGGAAGCAAGAAAAAUGAACUUCAAAGUCACGUGA
Molecule: messenger RNA, 528 nt
Organism: Necator americanus (New World hookworm)
Lineage: Eukaryota; Metazoa; Nematoda; Chromadorea; Rhabditida; Ancylostomatidae
Exons: 7
Coding region: 1-528 (175 amino acids)
Source: RefSeq, a predicted model, not a curated record